CCAUUUGAAAAGUAUAAAUUUAUCAAAGAAGAAGAUUGGGAUUUGUUUGUCCAGACUCGACAAAAAGAAGAUUUUCAAGAGAAAAGGCUAAAAGGAAAGACACAUGCAUCAAAGAAUAUCCACCCUCAUAUUUUGUCUCGUGGUGGUUAUGAAAAACUUAGGGCCACCGUAAUGGAAGAGAGGAGGAAAAAAGUGAUUGAAGAGGCCAAAGGUGAUGAAAGUUUGAUGGUUGACCCUCCCGAACUAAAGCGAUAUGAGGCAUGGUUGAUGGCUCGACAGAAGCCAUCGGGAAAUUUUACAUCUGAGGCAACAAACUUAGUAGCAUCUAAGAUUGGAGAGUUAGUGGAAAAAAAUACACAAGGUACUAUUGUCUUUGAAGGGCGUGACGAUAUCUUGACUGUUGCCCUUGGAAUAAAUGAACACCCUGGUCGGAUCCGCACUGCUCCUAGGGGUGUGGGCUUUAAGAAAUUCUAUGGAAAAAGUUCACGCUCCACCUUAGGAGGUGUCUCUCAAGAUGACCUUCUAGCCCACCUUCAAGCCUUGGAGCAAAAAAUGAAUAUAGAUUUCCAACAUAAAUUACAAAAACAUCUCCAACAACAAAGAACAGAGCUCCAACAACAAAUGCAAAAAGAGAUGCAAGAGGAGAGAGCUCAAAUCCAACAAGGAAUGAAACUCCUACAACAGAUGCAAUUGGAGCUCCGCUCCGAGAGGCCUAAAGAGAUGUUUAUAAAAGAGCAUGUAGAAUCUGUGGGUACGAGCACUAACGGAAGUUGCUCAAAGGUUAUGACUACUGAAGAUUUAACUAAAAAAAUGGAUGCUUCUGAAGAUUACCUCAAAAAGAUUAACAAUCUCAAGGAAAAUUCAUUCUCUCUAGAUUUGGAUCAUGAAACAAGUGAACUCUCAGUUUUUAUUGAUAGGGUGGAUCUUAAUGAAUUAACUUCCGGUAUUAAAUGGCUAUCCACAUCUAUCUUGUCUUUAUGGUGCACAUAUCUACAUCGCAUGUGUAUCUCCAAGAAUUUCAACAAACUAUUUGGGUUUCUCGAUCCAAAUAGGAUACUAGUUCACACAAAACCGGCCGAAGUUAUUCAAACAUACAUACAAAAUAAGUUGGAUGGAGAGCCAAAAAAAUGUUAUUUAGGACCAUUGCUAAAUAGCAAUCACUGGCAAUUGUUUGUCAUUUGUCCUGAAGAUAAUAUUAUUUUUUGGUUUUGUUCAUUAAACAGAUCUCCUAAGAAAAAUAUUAAGGUCAUAUUGCAGGGGUAA
Messenger RNA from Lathyrus oleraceus (garden pea), 1263 nucleotides. RefSeq lists its product as uncharacterized. The transcript is spliced from 6 exons. Bases 172 to 1263 code for a protein of 363 amino acids. NCBI's taxonomy places the organism in Eukaryota, Viridiplantae, Streptophyta, Magnoliopsida, Fabales, Fabaceae. The record is from RefSeq and is a predicted model, not a curated record.